Molecule: messenger RNA, 1560 nt
Organism: Annulohypoxylon truncatum
Lineage: Eukaryota; Fungi; Ascomycota; Sordariomycetes; Xylariales; Hypoxylaceae
Exons: 2
Coding region: 385-1338 (317 amino acids)
Biological process (GO): L-ascorbic acid biosynthetic process
Molecular function (GO): gluconolactonase activity; calcium ion binding
Source: RefSeq, a predicted model, not a curated record
UGUAGUUUAUUCAAAAGAAGUUGGAUGUUUCUCCUACCUAAGUAGUUCUCAAGGACAUUGCGUUGUACAAUACCUACACAGCCUUUACACUAAUAGGUAGCAAAUCUUCACGAACCACUAUUUUUAAGGGGCAAACUAGCUACACUAUUACAGAUCCGAACCGAAUUCCGCUGCAAACGCAUCCACCGACCCGGCAGGAGCGAAUCUCCAACUCCUCAUUAAAUUCCGAGACACGCAAAUCAUACAAUUCUCCGUCAACCAACACGCAGCAAGCCACCCAAGCAAGGGAACCUCUAUAAUCCGGAUCCUGAAAGUCCGAGCGCCCCAACGCAACAAGAAGAUUAAGAAAAAGCAAGAGUAAUACCCUCUCCUCAAAGCUUGGAAAUGUCUAGCACCGCAGAGACCAACCCCUCUCUGCAGCAGUGGCGUGUGACGGAGCCGUACCUGAACCUGCACUGCGGGCUCGGCGAGGGCCCGUACUACGAGGCUGCAACGCACCACCUGCGCUUCGUCGACAUCAAGAAAAAGCGCGUGCACAUCGCCGACCUCUCCAAGUCCGAGCCCAAGUCCGCGGUUGAGACCAUCCAGCUCAACACCCCGGUCACGGUCACAGCGGACAUCGACGGAGUUGAUCCUCGCGAGCGCAUUGCCAUCGGCGCCAAGUACGGCGUCGCGGUGCUGGACCGCCGUUCCGGAAAGUAUGAGUACGUCUCACGCUUCAGCUCUGCGAGAGAUGACGGUAGCGACGACGAGCGCAUACGCAGCAAUGAUGGCGCUGUUGAUCCUCACGGCCGCUUCUGGCUCGGGACCAUGACCGACAUCGGUCUAGACCUACGACCCGAAGGCUCUCUGUUCCUCUUCGACGGCCGCACGCGCGCGGCGCGCACGGUGCGGCACCCGGUCACGAUCCCGAACUCGAUCGGGUGGUCGCCGGACGGGCGGACGCUGUACUUCACGGACUCGGUGGCGCGCACCGUGUUCGCGCGGGACUACGACCGGGAGACCGGCGACGUGUCCGACGAGCGCGUCUUCUACCGGCACGACGGGCCGGGCGAGCCCGACGGCCACCGCGUCGACGUCGAGGGCAACCUGUGGCAGGCCGUCUACGGCGAGGGCCGCGUGCUCAAGAUCUCGCCUGCGGGGAAGCUGGUCGGCGAGAUCAGGCUGCCGACGAAGAACAUCACAUGCCCCCAGUUCGUCGGGACCGAGCUGUAUAUCACGACGGCGGGGAUGGAGAAGGAUGAGGGUACGGCUGAGGAGGUCGAGCUUAGCGGCGCGUUGUUCAAGGUCGAUGUUGGUGUGAAGGGUUUGGAGCCGAACUUGUUCAAGUUGAACUAGGGUCAUUAGUUCAGUACCUUGAUUCUUUUUUUGGAGCAGCGAUAGCAUCGUUUAAAAGGACAUCGAGGUUCGGCCGUUGGGUUGCUAAGAUGGGAAACAGGAACCAGCAUUGGACUUCAUUUAUACACCUACCUAGGUAACUUUCACGCUCGAGACUUACCUAUGCGGUCGUUCAUAGGUACACAAGGUCGACACAACCAAAAUCAAUAAAACGUUAGAACA